Messenger RNA from Falco peregrinus (peregrine falcon), 8036 nucleotides. RefSeq names its product NUBP iron-sulfur cluster assembly factor, mitochondrial (gene NUBPL). Gene Ontology annotation, biological process: mitochondrial respiratory chain complex I assembly; iron-sulfur cluster assembly. The transcript has 11 exons. NCBI's taxonomy places the organism in Eukaryota, Metazoa, Chordata, Aves, Falconiformes, Falconidae. Gene Ontology annotation, cellular component: mitochondrion. The record is from RefSeq and is a predicted model, not a curated record. Bases 41 to 973 code for a protein of 310 amino acids. Gene Ontology annotation, molecular function: ATP binding; ATP-dependent FeS chaperone activity; 4 iron, 4 sulfur cluster binding.
CAGCGCGCCCGGGCGGGGGGAGGCGCUGGCGGCGGCGGGUAUGGGGGCUCCCGCCUGGCGCUGGGCGCUACGCGCCGCCCGCCUUCCCGUCGGCGGCGGGAGGGCUCCCACGGCGCCGCGGCGCGACCCGGGCUACGGGCUCGCCGCCUCGUUUGCCGACUCCGCGUCCUCAGGCUCCAGGGAUGAGGCUCUGAGGGACAAACGCGCCCGGAUCCUGUCACGCGGGCUGCCGAAACAGAAGCCCAUAGAAGGAGUUAAGCAGGUGGUGGUCUGUGCUUCUGGAAAAGGAGGAGUUGGAAAAUCAACAACAGCAGUAAAUAUAGCCCUUGCCCUAGCAGCAAAUGAUUCGACAAAAGAAGUUGGUUUACUUGAUGCAGAUGUUUAUGGACCUUCAAUUCCAAAGAUGAUGAACUUAAAAGGAAACCCAGAAUUAACACCAAAAAAUCUAAUGAGGCCCCUUAAGAACUAUGGAAUCGCAUGUAUGUCUAUGGGUUUCUUGGUAGAAGAGACUGCCCCGGUUGUGUGGAGAGGGCUCAUGGUCAUGUCAGCUGUUGAGAAAUUGUUGAGACAGGUUGACUGGGGUCAACUGGACUAUUUAGUAAUUGACAUGCCACCUGGGACUGGAGAUGUACAGCUGUCGGUCUCACAGAAUAUUCCAAUUGCAGGAGCUGUCAUCAUCUCCACUCCACAAGACGUGGCUUUAUUGGAUGCACGCAAAGGAGCUGAUAUGUUUAGAAAAGUCCAAGUACCUGUUUUAGGACUGGUUCAAAAUAUGAGUGUUUUCCAGUGUCCCAAAUGUAAGCAUGAGACACACAUUUUUGGAGCUGAUGGUGUAAGAGAUCUAGCAAAAACCCUUGGAUUGGAUAUUUUAGGAGACGUUCCACUGCAUGUUAAUAUACGGGAGACAUGCGAUUUAGGACAGCCUGUUGUGAUCUCACAGCCUCAAAGCGAUGCCGAACUACAGUCACCAUAAGAUACCAAUUGGACAUAAUUUUGGAUAGUCACAUUGGAACUCUAUUAACCAGGUGCUAAUCAUAUCUUGAGAAUAUGAACAAACAAGCAACAUGAAGCUCUGAGUUUUUUGUACAUGAAUGUCUUUAGCCUUAUCUUCAUUGGUGUGGGAACAAUAACAAGCUGUGGCAGAUAAAAGGUGAAGGACAUUCAAGAAGCGCAUACGUUAAUUGUCACCGUUAAAUCAUGAAAACCUGUCUGCUGAACCCAGAUUCCUGAUGCAGCAUGUGCACGCGCUGAUGCCGGAGGAGCCAGCAGAGUUCAGUGCCACGGGAGUUCUCACCUCCUAGGGGAACUCCAAACUCUUUCUGUCAUUUGCUAUUGAGAGAGGUCGCACCGAUGCCAGCAUGGAACCUUUGGCCUGGAUGUUCGCAUGUCCCGAGUGCAGGAAGUGACUCACCAAAGUGUUUAUUCAUCACAUUGUGAUCUGCUCUCCCCGGGAAAACAGGGAUCUGUUUACUCUGUAAGGUAUCGGUGCUUCUUAUCAGACUGUGCUAUAUCCCUGCUGGGGCUGGCACCAGUCACUGUUUGGUAGUAGCUGGUGUUCUGGUUGUAAAAGGGCAGUUGCUGUGUGUAAUACUUAGGAACCAUGCUCUUAAAUUGCAUCUGGCUGCACCUGGCAGUUGCUCGGGGCUGCGAUCAUUGCCUUGAUUUACUGUCCAUUUGGGUAAUGCUGUGUUGUUUGUAGGCAAUGUGUGGCCCUGUAAUUCUAAAGCGUUAUCAUUCACAAGGUACAAUCCUGCACUGAGAAUGACCCUCUAGCAAUGGUACCUCACCCUUGUAGCUCCACCACUUUGGGAAAUGCUCUGUGUGGGCCCUGGAGAUGGUGGCAGAGCCGUCUGCUCUCCUCUUGGCCAUGAAGAACUUAUGUGGGCCUGUUGGGACACAGAGGUCAUUGAGGGUCAAUGAGAUGAUGUGAGGAAAUAGCCUUCCAUGCUAUGUUUGAACAUGAAACUAGUAAGGAGGGAAACUUGGAGGAAAGCUGGAGCCUCUCUGCUGUUUGUGGUGGGUGACCCUGGCUGGACACCAGGUGCCCACCAAAGCCGCUCUGUUGCUCCCCUCCUCAGCUGGGCAGGGGGGAGAAAAUAUAAUGAAAUAACUUGUGGGUUGAGAUAACGAGAGGGAGAACACAGGCAAAACAGACUCAAGCUGGGGAAAUUAAUUUAAUUUAUUACUCAAUCACAAUCAGAGUAGAGUAACAAGAAAUAAACCCAAAUAUUAAAACACCUUCCCCCCACCCCUCCCUUCUUCCUGAGCUCAACUUCUCUCCCAGUUUCUCUCCCUCCUCCCCUCCAGCAGUGCAGGGAUGUGGGGAAGGGGAGCUGUGGUCAGUUCAUCAGACACUGUCUCUGCUGCUCCUUCCCCCUCAGGGGGGCUCCUCACACUCUGCCCUGCCCCAGCGUGGGGUCCCUCGCACAGGAGACAGUUCUCCAUGAACUUCUCCAGCAUGGGUCCUUCCCACGGCUGCAGCUCCUCACACCCUGCCCCAGCGUGGGUCCCCCCGCGGGGCGCAGCCCCUCAGGCCCAGGCUGCUCCCCGGGGGUCCCCGCGGGGUCCCCAGCCCUGCCCGCAGCCCAGCCCCAGCCCGGGCUCCUCUCCCCUCUUCAUUUUUUUUUGCAUCGUCUUCGGUUGCCUGUUGAUUUGCUAGCCACUGAUGACUUUAGUAAUACUACUACUGCAUCGCUUUGUAAAAUAGAUAAUUAUUUUCGCCCUGUAUAUGUUACGAAAAUACUUCAUUGUGCUUUCAUGCAUUGCAGUGCCUGUCUCGAUUAUGAUGGGGGCUUAACUGAAAAAACAGGAGAAGGAGUACAAGCGAUUGGUUUCUGUUUAAGUAAUUGUAUGUUUUCAAAAAAACCUUUACUAUUCUAAUAUGUGCUUGUCAAGCAAUACCUAGAGAGCAUGUGAAGACGUUUUUAACUAUGGCUUUUAUUGUUCUUCAGGUUCUUUUGAUAGUGUGUUAUUCGUGAUCUUAAAAAGAACUUUUUUUCAGACUGUAGCAGUGUUUAAUACGUUCAACUGAGAAACAAAGCUCAGAAAACUGUUUUUGGUACUACGGUUUUAUAGUUUCCGAUGGGACAUAUGAAAUGCAUAUUUUCUAUAACCUCUGCUAUCUAUCUUAGUGCUACUAAGACGUAAAAUAAUAGAGCCUGGCAUCCAUGAUAAAGAAGUGGUUGACAUAAAAUGCAAAGAUAAUGAUUUGUGGGUUAUGUUUUAGCGUAGAGAAGGUAAAAAGUUGCCUGCACCUCAAACCCAAGCUCUGAGGGCAGUGGUGUCUCUGCACGUAUUAUGACUUCUAAUCCUUAGUUGCGAAAAAGAAUGCAUUUCGCUGUUGUGAUGUGUUAUGGAGAACCGGAUCGCUGUCUGUCUGUAGGAGGCUGGUUAACAGCUUGACAAGCCUGGCAGCAGUGAAGUUUCCUAGCAAUGAGCACCUUACUCUUCAAGAGGAUUGUUGCAUUUUGAUUAAGAUAAAUUUAUUGGCAUUACUGUACACAAACAAUUUGAUUCAACCCUUGAAACUGCUGAAUGCUGACCUCCAGGGGUUUUGUCCCACAAGACAUUAGAGACUGUCAUUUUGGCAGGUGGUCCCAAAGUCAUGGACUGACCUGCAACCUGAGGCGCGCAGCUGUGCUUACGCAUGAGGGAGGCAUGCAUUGCAGAAGUUGCACUGAUUCAUUGUCUCUCCCAGGAAACCUCUGCCUGGCUGACUUCAAGCCUUGCUUCCCCUAAGGGAGUUUUGAGUAUUCGUGCUCUUUUAACAAGCUACAUUGGAUGAUACUUCUAUGAAGCAGUGAUUCCACAAGAGCAGAAAUACUGUCAAAGCUAAUUCAUCCUGAAGCUUGUAUUAACUGCUCAUUACCAGUAUUUGUCAUUAUGUUUUCUUCAGCUGUUGUUUUGGUGUAAGCGAUGUCAAGUGAUCUGACAACAGCAGAAAAUCACACUGCUUUCAGAGGGCUUGACACAGUUUAAGUGUGUUCCUCGCAGUUAGCAGUCAUCUGCAGACUAGCAUCUCUUCCUGGGGGACACCUGUUCUGCAAACCGAUCCAGGUUUCAGCCUAACGGUGCUAUUUGCUGUGGUACCGACGCUGGUGCUUCGUUGCACAGUGCUGAUGACUUGCCCAGCUUCAUGCCAGGCAGGUGUGGAGUAGUGCUGCUCUGCUCCGGGCCCCCCGCAGCACGCCACCUCCUUGCCCUCUGGUGCGGUGAUUCUGAGCCCUGCUACAGGGACACUCGCAUGGGCUGCAAAACAUGGUGUAAGUGUUGGUGUUUGUAACGUACACCCUGGACCAACCCCCUUCUUUGCGUUACAGGGGCUCAAAACACUAACUCCCUCUGUAAAAGCUAAAAUCCCCGCCCCUAAUUCACUGUGAGGGCUAUAAAACAGAGGUUUUUCCUAAUGUUUCUUGAUACAGGAAACCUUCCCAGAGAAGUGACCCCCUGGCAGACAGGGUAGGCUGUGGGAAUGGGCUACCAGCGCUGUGGCUCGGUGACAAGCUGAGCAAGGCUCAUCUUCUAGAGCCCAUGAUAAGGGCACAGCCCAUCCCUGCUGCUUCCUAAUGGAUUUCACCCUUUAAUUCUCUGUAGGUUGUAAAUCAAAGCCAGGCAUUACAGAUCCCUUUUAUACUCUGCCCAGCACUGUCUGCCUGUUCCUUGGGAUUGGUGAGAGAUGUGUGUCAGGUGUGACCUGCUCAGGUGCCACACACACCCAAGGAGAAGGCAGUGAUGGUUUUCAACAAUGGAUGAAACUCUUCAUGGGGAGGUGAGUACUGGGAUUAUGUGGAAAUACAGAAAUAAACAUGAGCCUGUGUGUGUCUGCAAGCUGACUGCAGGUUUUGUUUAAAGAAAAAUGUCCCGUAGAAGUGUGGUUUUCACUAGGAGGUGAAGAAGAGGGAGAGCAGAGUAGAGUUGUGGUUGUAUGGGGAAGCUUUCACACGUGCCACUAGUGCAAUCAUUCUCUAGUUUAGAAAUUUGCCCUAGGUCCUCUCUUCCAAAGAGAAACUUCAUGUUGUUUUCUCAAAUGACUGUGAGAAUCACCCUUCCUGCUGUAACUUCCCAAAACAAGGGCAUGUUUCCUUUCACAACUUUAACCUUGCUGUUCCAUUCAGGGAUGAAAUAACAGCCUGUACUAACCUAAGAGAAAGUAAGUGGCUUGGAGGGCGGUUUUCUACCCCUAAGGUUCAUUCUGUGUUGCAAGCAGCGUACAAAUGACUUUUUUUUGGGGGGGGGCUGUUGUGUCACAGAGAGUCACUCUUUUAAUGUCGGAGUAAAAUCACGGCGCUAAACUCUUCAGCAGCUCUGCAUAAACAAUUUUGUGGUAGGAUGACUACCACUGCCUAGUUCUUGUGCUCCAUUGACAAGGUUUUUACGAAGGCUGAAACAACACAUAGCUGUUUAUCUCAUGAUUACCCAAUUAUCUUUGAUAGGUAUAGGAUUGAAAAAUCAGAUUGUAUUUGUUAGAAAUGCGCUGAACUAACUGACCACACAAGACAUGUAAACCGCAUUUGCAGAGAAGGUGCAAGAAAUUUGAAUGCUUAUUUACAUUAAAACCCCCUCUCUUUCAAAAGUCAGUGACUUUCUUUUCAUUGACUUUUCUUUUGCCUUUCAUUAUUAAAAAAAACCAAAACAACAACAACAACCAACCAAACCCAAACCUCCCUGGUUCUUACCUUUUUCUGCUUUCUUUGAAUCACUUGGUUUUUCAACAGAGAACACUGAGUGAGGUCUUAGGUGUAAGUUCUAAGUAGCAUGGAGCUGGCAGCAACAUUUGGGGGAAGACUUUCAGAGUGCACCAACCCAUGCAGUGUAGUCAUUUGAGGCAGAUUCUGUUAGUUUAGUUCUUUACAAGAAUAUACACUUUUUUUUUGGCUUUAUCUUCAUGACAGAUACCAAGAAACUUAUAUUUCUUGAUAAUUUCACACUUAAUGCCCACCUAUACAGUACGUUAAAAGAAGCUUUUUUCAAAACGUUUAUUUAUUCUUCUAAAAUACAUAUACUUUUUUCUUUACAUUUUCAAAACAGAAUUGGUAAUAUUAAAGCUUUGAUUUUCAAACUGGAAUGAAUUGCAACUUCCUUUGUAAAGUUUUUUAUUCCAAAUUGAAUAUAUGGUGUACCAGGCCCUUGUUAAAAUUAUUUCUGCAGAUCCUACUAUGUGCGUGAAUUUGCAAUGCUAUGACAGAAAUAAAUAGGUGUGCAAUUGCUUCAGAUAUUUUUCCAAGUAUAUAAUGAUAGGAUAUAUACCACAUAUAAUUGCUUCUAAAGCCAACUGAUAGAUUGUGACUAUACUUUUCUAAUGUUCUCUUCUAAAAGCUUGCGAUUUGUAUUUCAGGAUAUGCUGCAAUUUAGGUUUAAAACAUUAUUUUGACCCAGCUUAUACUAAUACUGAGAUUUCAAAAAAGAAAAGGGAGCAAUCCUCCUCCCCCUCGUUAAAGCCCGGUUGGUGUGGCUAGGUGAAAUACCACGACAUGUAGCAAAUAAGAGAUCUGCCUUGCAGCCUCUGUUCUUUUUGUCCAGUUUUGAGAUGGCUUGAUCAGAUGCCCCUGGAGUCUUCUCCCGAGAUGUACAAAACAAACAGAUUUGUCACAAGUGUUAACAGCAGAGGCAAGGAAACUCCUGCCUUGGUAGAUGUGUCAUCUGAGGAAUCCACUCUGUUACAUUGCUAAAAUGAAAUGCCAGGAGACGGCACAGAUCACAGCUUGGAUUAGGUAGCUGUCACCAGGAGGAAGACAAUUGGGCUUUAGCCCCAUUUUGUAAUGUUCAAAAAGUACACAAAAGGAAUGGAAUUAUCUUAGUCUCUGAUACAACUACCUUAAAUAGAGUUUAUACAAAGAUACCAUUUUCAUUUGCAUCCUGAAUACUUGAUUCCUGCAUCCCUAGAAAGUGUAUUUCUACAGAAAAUACCCACGUACUCCGAUUUGGCAUACAAAAGAAUCCCUGCUCCAGGGAACAGACAGGUCUGAACUAACCGAAUGCCUGCGAAGAGAUUUAAGCCUGUCUCUAGGAAGGGAUGCAAACCGCGCUACCAAAACUAUUUGGAAGCUUUUUCAGUCCCGAUUCCUCUGUGCCUGUCAUUUCAGCAUACGUACAACAACGAGGCAUUUGUGUAGCUGCCUUUUAUAUAAGGACACAUUACUUGGUACGCUUACUAAUGUAUUGUGCCUAAUAAUACUCCACCUAAACCCUGUAUGCUUUUGCAUUUACUUUGCGUGUAGACCUGACUGUAAGCAUCCGUGCUAAAUGCCAGCACCUGGGCAUUGCUGGUGUCACUGAUUGUGCCCGCAUGCGGUGGAAGUUCCUGCUGUCCCUCACGCUCCUCUUUGGUAACCCUGAGUUUGUUUUGAGGAACAAAAUGUACUUCCAGAAGAGCUGUAAGAUAAAAGAUACAUUCUUCAGCUGUUACGCUAAAAUAACCAAAUGAAGGCCUAAUCUCAACACUUGUGAAGAAUUCAGUUUUCCUGUUCCUGUAGGCAGGGGCACCGUUCUUUUCUCCUCACCACCAUUACGAUGGUGACCUCCUGUUGGGUUGAAUGCUCAGUUACUCCUUCUGAUAUACCAGAGGUAUUCAAGGAAGAAAAAAGUUUGUGAUUUAAUACUGCUUUCACAGAACAGUUAAAAUACUUUUUCUGUUAAAAUGGAAUUAUUUGCAUUGAUAGAGAUGGCUCAUGUAAGGAUGGAAGUGUGUUUUUAUAGAAUAGGGGGCUGCCAAGCAAUUAUUUUGGAAGAUGGUGAGUGGAAAUCACUUGGAAAGAGGAAAGGUCAUCUUGAGCGUGUAUGAACAAAUACUGCCAUUUAUUCCUUGAAGAGCAAUAGGUAACUUAUCCAUCACUUCUAUUUCAAAGUUGCUUGGCAUGGCCUCAUUCUAGUAUUUUCCCCAUGCAAACAAACAUCUAAAAAUGCUUCUGUUUAUGCUCAUUAGCAUAAACACCUUCAACACCACAUUGAAAGUGACUUCUACAUCUGGUUGCCUCAUAAUCUAUUAAUAAGCACAUGCUGUUCAAUAAAUUAUUAUUUUUUGUUAAAAGCAUUAAGAA